Messenger RNA from Syzygium oleosum, 2421 nucleotides. RefSeq lists its product as uncharacterized. Lineage: Eukaryota; Viridiplantae; Streptophyta; Magnoliopsida; Myrtales; Myrtaceae. Gene Ontology annotation, cellular component: cytoplasm. The record is from RefSeq and is a predicted model, not a curated record. Gene Ontology annotation, molecular function: mRNA binding. The coding region runs from base 183 to 1814 and encodes 543 amino acids. The transcript is spliced from 6 exons.
CAACACCGCAAAAGAAAAGAAAAAAAGGGAAAGAAAUGUCUGAGACAAUGUUCAUUGGCGCGAGAUUUCUGCUUCCACAGUAUGCGAGUUGUAUGACCCGUCUCGCGUCAACUAACGCGAAGGUCUAAAACGCGAGUCUUCUGCUUCGCUCUGCCGCCAAAACCCACGUUCUCUCGGGCUCAAUGCACAAGCUCUUCGCAACAAGUCGUCGGCAUCUGAAAGAAAAUCACUUCGCCAACCUCAGAUUCGCCAUUACCUCCGCCCGUUCCCGCCAGUACACCAAAACCCCGAACCCCAACUCCGACCUCGACUUCCCCGGGAACGAUGCGCUUGGGGUGCUCGAGUCUUCGAAACCCAUCAACCCAACUCCCCAGUUCGUUCUGGGGAUGGAGAAUGAUUUCCAUCGGACAGAGCCCUCUAAGUCGUCGUCGAAUCCAUCGGCGGCGGCGGCGGCGGCCGCUCGGAUUUCGCAUCCGUGGCCCGAGUGGGCGGAUUUGAUGGUGCUCCUGCUGAAAGGAGGUUACUUUGAUGCGGAGGGAAACCCGUUCCAGAAUGCGGAGUUGGGUCCGAAAGAAUCGAAUCACAUUCGAACCGCGUGCCUGAAUUUCGCCCGGGACAGAUACGACGUUAUGAGGUAUUUGUCAAAGAAACAUAUUCAGGUCAUAGCAGAGUGUGGAUGCCCCAGCACAGACAGAAAAGUGGUGAACUCUGGUAAGCGCUUAAGGGCACAUGUGGGCAUCGAUGAGGGUAAUGUUUGCAGCUCCUGCAACUUGAGGGGAAACUGUGAGAGAGCAUUUGUGAAGGCGCGUGAAGAUGAAGGAGGGCGCACGGUUGAUGCUAUGCGAAUCUUGUUAACAUACGGACUUGACCCCAUAAGCGAUACUGUGGAGAAUAAACCAUGUCUGACAAGAACAGUCAAGGAAUCAGUCAGAGCACUGCUAAAGCAAAUGGCAGAGUAUGGCACCAAUGUACUUGGCUCCGAUUUGUCAAAGCCCACACCAGCUGGUGAUGAUCGAUCCUGGCAUUCAAGUUCGGAAGAGAAAGGCCACAAAGAUGUUCCAAUGAAACAAGGAGAUUGGCAUUGCCCCAAGUGCAAUUUCUUAAACUUUGCUAAGAACAUCAAAUGCUUGCGAUGUGAUACUUUUUCUCAAGAAAGACUGAAUCAACUACAGGAAGACCAAGAUCAUCUUCCGCUAAAGAAAGGAGACUGGAUAUGUGACAAAUGCAAUUUCUUAAAUUUUGCAAAGAAUACUAGAUGUUUACAGUGCAAAGAGAAACCCCCGAAAAGGCAGCUCAAUCCCGGGGAGUGGGAGUGUGAAUCAUGCAACUACAUCAACUUUAGAAGGAAUAUGGUAUGCUUGAAGUGUGAUUAUAGAAGGCCUAAAGCAUCAAAUUCAAAUGGCUCUUCUCAAUGGGAGCAUGAUGUUGGAAGUCAUCAUCGAGGUCAUGGAGCUGUUGAAGAUAGAAAUUCUAUGUGUUCUCCGAGAAGAAAUAGUCAAAUACGAGUUGCAAAUAGGUGGAGAUUUGUGGAUGAAGAGAACGGGGUCGCUGAGAAACCGAAGUUGACAAACUCAUUGAACAAUGUUUCUGGAAUUCUUGAUUUUCCAAUUGCAGGAGGCCUGAGUGAUUUGUCUCGCGACACAGAAAAGAGGGAAACAUGGAAGCUGAAGAUGCUGGAAAGAAGUAGAAUGGCCACAGAGGAAAAGGCAAAUCCAGACGAGCCACGCUCAUCCAGAAUUUAUAGGAAGUCAGAAUCACCAGACUUUGAGGACGAUGAAGAAAUGGCCGAUUGGUUUGGGGGUGGAAAGACGUGAGUAGAGUUGUCUGUACAUGUAAUCGAGAAGAAUCAGAUUCAUGUUUUUGAGGAUACUGCCUUCUUUUUUCCAGUGGACAGUGAACUAUUCAUCUCGUGCAUUCCCGCUGUUGAGUUGCCAUGUCUGUGUAUGGUUCAGUCUCCGGAAUCAGUUUAGUAAACAAACUUCGCACAAGUUACUGUCACACACGGAAUAUGCAAACAAUUAACCACUAUAAGAACAACAACAACACAAGGUUUAGUAGAGUUUAGGGGAAGAAUCCAGUAUUUAUUUCAGUAUUACAAGGAAGCAUCUUAUUCUUUAUCACCUUUUUUGACCUAUGCACCUCUCAAUCAUGCCCUGAAGUAAUUUAUUAAACUUUUCCCGUCCAACUCCUUUGUAAAGAAUCUUGUCAUGUAUUCGCUGAAGGUGAACUGCCGGAAAGCAGCGGGUUUAUCCGAGGAUACGAGCUCCGGUAAUGGUCCAAACUGAUUCUCUCGAUCGCUCGGGUUGCAGAAAACCGCUAUCGACACACGUGGCUCUCGGCUAGGGUUGGCCAACACCCGGUGGUCCACGCUUUUGUACUCGUCAUUGGACAAGAUCUGGAAGAAUCAAAAGCACGUAAAUA